Molecule: messenger RNA, 1773 nt
Organism: Podarcis raffonei (Aeolian wall lizard)
Lineage: Eukaryota; Metazoa; Chordata; Lepidosauria; Squamata; Lacertidae
Gene: COMMD4
Product: COMM domain containing 4
Exons: 8
Coding region: 97-696 (199 amino acids)
Source: RefSeq, a predicted model, not a curated record
UGGUGCUGCUGGAUCCCUUCCGCGAUUGGGUGGCAGAAAGGAGUCAGGUGAUCCAGCCUUGCAGGGCAGCGAGUAGCAGGCGCCGCGCGGGGCACCAUGAGGUUUCGGUUCUGCGGCGAUUUAGACUGCCCUGAUUGGGUCUUGGCAGAAAUCAGCACAUUGGCUAAAAUAUCCUCAGUGAAGCUGAAGUUGAUCUGUGCCCAGGUACUGAAGGAUCUGCUUGGGGACGGGAUUGACUAUGAAAAGGUUCUAAAGCUAACGUCAGAUGCCAAGCUUGAGUCUGGGGAUGUGAAGGCUACCAUUGCUGUUCUGGGCUUCAUCCUCUCCAGCGCUGCCAAACACAACGUUGACGGCGAGUCCCUCUCCAGCGAGCUCCAGCAGUUGGGGCUGCCUAAAGAACAUGCCACAGGGCUGUGCCGGUCCUAUGAGGAGAAGCAAAGCCCCCUGCAGGACAGCCUUAGAGGGUGCAGCCUGAGGUUGAACCGCCUGGAUUCUGUCUCCUGGAGAGUGGAUUACACCCUUAGCUCCAGCGAAAUCCAGCGGGUCAACGAGCCCGUCGUGCACCUCAAGCUGAACGUGAAAGAUGUUGACCGUGGGGUACAGGAGCCUGUUGCCAUGAUGCUGUCAGCAGAGAAGUUCCGCGUCUUGCUUGCAGAACUGAAGCAGGCUGAAGCAGUCAUGAAAACGCUCGACUGAGGAGCUUUCAGGAUGGAUGGUGCUGUGGCUGGAAUGAGCUUUUGCCGCAAGCUGAAAAAUCUUAAUUGGAUGGUUGCUUCAGAAAGAGGGAGACCUUGCGUCCAGCAAGUUUUCCCCCAGUGACUGCAGUAACAGCAAGAGGCUGUUAUCAGAAUCCAUCCCUCUCUUCCGACUCAUUGUGUUCAAAGCCUAAGGCUGUUCUCGUCGUUUGGUUGUCUGGCCAGGGUGGGUAAUACUUCUGAAUGCAAAUGACGGGUGUCCAUGUUUGUUUAAACAUUUGAUUUCACUGAAAGCUCUUCGCAGUCAGAACGUUAGUGCAGCGGGGAGUGGACUGAAAUAGGACCUCUGCCCCUGAUGUCCUGGACUUCGUUGUCCCCCGCCAGGAGAGGGUUUAAGAAAUGGCACCACCGCCCCACUUUGAGUCAUGCCCUGCCAACUCAGAGCCACAGCAGCUUAGAGAACCCCAAGAGUUUCUUGGCCCUUGUGAUGGUAUCUGUGUCUAGCGCCGCAAGACCACUGUGGGAAUCAAAAUCGCCUCGCCUCAUUCUCUCAGGAGAAGGCACAUCAAUCUCAUCCUACCCUGUUCUUUUGUUGCAAAUGUUGGAAGCCCCAACAGACUUCCAUUCAUGACUUUUUUGCUCCUGUUUCCUUAGAGCCUUCUUCCCCUAUUGCAGGGACAUUGGCCUGUAACCCUCCAGAUGUUGCUGGACUACAAGUCCCAUCAUCAUUGGCAGUGCUGGCUGGGACUGAUGGGAGUUGGAGUCUGGCAACACCAGGAGGGCUAUAGGCCCUUCUUCUCCAAGUAGAAGAAACCUGGUCUGUUCCUUCUGUUUUCCAGCAAUCCAUCUGUGUGUGGAUUGUGGAAGGAAGGACAGCAUAGCCUGUCCUCUCUCUUGCCAGAUUCUUGAUUUUGUUGGUCCUGUGAAGGCUCUUUGUAUCACAGGGAAGAGAAAGGUAUGUGUGUCGACAUCUCUCCAUGUGCUUGAACCUUCAUAUCUUUAAAUCACAAAGGUUGCUCUUUGUACUGUUUCUAUAUUUUGCAGAACAGGAGAAAAUUAAAUCUUACUACACCCAGAA